Scatophagus argus is the source of this 3680-nucleotide messenger RNA. RefSeq names its product semaphorin-6B-like. Bases 627 to 3320 code for a protein of 897 amino acids. Gene Ontology annotation, molecular function: chemorepellent activity; semaphorin receptor binding. NCBI's taxonomy places the organism in Eukaryota, Metazoa, Chordata, Actinopteri, Scatophagidae. The record is from RefSeq and is a predicted model, not a curated record. Gene Ontology annotation, biological process: axon guidance; neural crest cell migration; negative regulation of axon extension involved in axon guidance. The transcript is spliced from 17 exons.
GAGAGAGAGAGAGAGAGAGGUCCUCCAUUCAUCAUUGAUCCACUGCAGGACUGUGUUUCAGGGGGUGUGAAUUAUGGGCCCCUGCUGUCACUGUGACUGCUCCGCCUUGGACAUUCCACCUCGCUGCUGUAAAUUUAAAAAGGGGAUUACAUUUUGCUGACUACUUAUUUCAAAGCCGUAGCUCGACCAUGUGCAGACAACUGGCCGGUGGUCCCCACACACAGAAGACUUAAUUUCGCAGGAUGUGUGAUUUUGCAACGGUUUGAACAGCAAGAGGUGGGGGACGUAUUCUGGACCAUAGAAAACCUCAUUAGGUUGCCGGUUAUACGUUUAAACUGCGGACUGAUUUGCUUCAGUGGAAAGAAAGAAAAAAACGUAUUGUAGUUGAUUGGGCGUUUUGGACGCGCUCGGUGUACGGUGAUGCUACGGCGACGCGCAGGAACCGUAGAGGGAAGAGACAGGUGAGGUGCGGCUGGGGAGCUGCUCUUGUUUCAGAGAGGCUUAGGGUACCGAGAGCCGUGGUAUCCAUCACCCUUUUCUCCACAGAGAGGAAGAAGAGCGACCGAGGAGGGCGAGUUGGCGACUGGCACCUGCCUCCGCCUUCCUACCUGACCAUCUGUGCGUGCAUGUGUGUUGCUGCCAUGGGGACCGUGGCUCCUCCCCUCACAUUUCUCCUCCUGCUGCUUCAACUGGCUGAUGGCUCAUUCCCAGAGGAGCCCAGUCCUCUCAGCUACGUCCCUGUAGAGGUUGUGCGCAGGUAUCCAGUGUUCUUGGGCAGAGCUCAUCGUUCAGCUCAGAGGCAGGAGCUGCACAUCCAGACUGUCCUCCAAGUCAACCGCACACUCUACAUAGGAGCCAGAGAUGACCUGUACAGAGUGGAGCUUGAUAACACGGCAGGUGAUGAGAUGUUUUACAGCAAAAAACGGACCUGGGAAUCCAAUAAGAACGACAUUCGAGUGUGCAGGAUGAAGGGCAAACAUGAGGGAGAGUGCCGUAAUUUCAUCAAGGUUUUGCUCAGACAGCAUGGUGGUCUGUUUGUAUGUGGAACAAACGCCUUCAACCCGCUCUGCGCCAACUACACUAGAGACACUCUAGAAAUGGUGGGAGAGCCUGUCAGUGGGAUGGCACGGUGCCCAUAUGAUCCUCGGCAUGCCAAUGUGGCUUUAUUUGCAGAUGGAAGUCUCUUUACCGGUACCGUGACAGACUUCUUGGCCAUCGACGCAGUGAUCUAUCGCAGCCUCGGAGACAGCCCCGCCCUCCGCACAGUCAAACAUGACUCCAAAUGGUUCAGAGAGCCCUACUUUGUGAGCUCCAUGGAGUGGGGGCCUCAUAUUUAUUUCUUCUUCAGAGAAAUGGCCAUGGAGUUUCAUCAUCUGGAGAAGGUGAUGGUGUCCCGUGUGGCUCGUGUGUGCAAAGCAGACCUGGGGGGUUCUCAGCGCGUCCUUGAGAAACAGUGGACGACAUUCCUGAAGGCACGGCUCAACUGCUCUGUCCCAGGAGAUUCACACUUUUACUUCAACCUCUUGCAUGCCACAAGCGAAAUCAUCCACAUGCAGGGCCGUGACGUCAUCCUGGGUCUCUUCUCCACACCACCAAACAGCAUCCCGGGCUCUGCGGUGUGUGUGUUUGACAUGCAGCAGCUUGCUCAUGUCUUUGAGGGACGGUUUAAAGAGCAGAAAUCCCCCGAGUCUAUUUGGACUCCUGUACCGGAUGAAGCAGUGCCUAAACCGAGACCAGGGGGAUGUGCAGUGCAAGGAUCCAGAUUUAGCUCCUCUACCACACUGCCAGAUGAGGUGCUGAACUUUGUGAAGACCCACCCACUGAUGGAUGAGACCGUUCCACUACUUGGGCACAGACCCUGGGUGGUCAAGACUAUGGGACGGUACCAGCUGACAGCCAUGGUGGUGGACACAGAAGCUGGCCCCCAUAGGAACCGUACGGUCUUGUUCCUGGGCUCAACGCGAGGAACCAUCCUCAAAUUUCUUAUGAUUCCAAGUGGAGAUUCUGUCUCUCACAGCAGUGUGUUUCUGGAGGAAGUUGAGGGAUUCAACCCAGAGAAGUGUGGCGAGGACACUCUUCAGGCCCGUCAGCUUUUGUCCCUGUCGUUGGACCGGACCAGCCACACUCUGCUGCUGGCCUUUCCCUCCUGUCUGGUGCGAGUGCCCACAUCUCGCUGCCACCUGCAUUCACGCUGCAUGAAGAGUUGUCUAGCCUCCAGGGACCCAUACUGUGGCUGGACCAGAGGCAGCACCUGCUCCUUCCUGAGACCAGGAACACGGCUGCCUUUUCAACAAGAUGUGGAGUAUGGGAACACCACUUCCCAUCUAGGAGACUGUGAUGGAAUUCUGCAGCAGAGUUUGCUGAUUGAACCGGAGAGCUUGGUCUCCCUCAACCUGCUUGUGGCGUCUGCAGUCUCAGCUUUCACCAUUGGGGCGGCGCUCUCAGGCCUUGCUGUAUGCUGGAUCAUGGCCCACAAGCCCACAAAUCGUCGCAACCCCAGCCAGUCCUCCAUCCAGCGUCGGGAAAGAAGCCUACUAAGCAAUGGCGGCGGAAUGGGAGGCUCUGUGCUCAGCGUGACGCGACAGGGAGGUGGGGAGCGCCCCUGCUCUCAGGGUGGGGAAACCCUGUUUGUUAUGCCCAAUGGCUGGGUGAAGUCCGGAGAGCUCGACCCAGGCUUCCUGCCGACCCCAGAGCACACGCCCCAGCAGAAACGUAGAGGACUACGACUGUCUGACUCCAAUUCUGGAGGGUGGGACACCAGUCAGACGUACCUGGGGGGAGGCUCCGUGGGGCUGGGUUCACCCUGCCGCAUGCCCCCCUCCGUGUACCUGACCACCAGACUCUUCCAGCAGGGAGGAGGUGGGAGACACAGCAGUGAAGGCAGGGGAAAUGACACACCACGCCAGCACUAUGUAUGCCUGAGCAAGCAAGAAAAAGGAGUAAAGGGUACACCCAAAGCCCCUCUCAGGAAGUCUGCAGGAGAAUAUGUAUACCCUAUGACCCCCCAGGACUCACCUGAGCGCCGGAGGGUGGUCUCAGCACCCAGCGCCCCCAUGGAGUACGGCGAGCCGCUGCCUUUGCGUUGGCCAGCCCCGGAAGGAUACAUCCUCAGCAGUCAUGGCAUGGUCCCAGUCCCCCUGCCUCCACCCUCCAUGCCCGCUCCUAGUGGCCAGCCUUACGUGUCCCAGCAACACACACCUGGGCUGACCAGGGCUCUGCUGAGAAGUGCCCUGGAGCGAGGGGAGUUGGGUGAGCUGGUCGACCUCAGCCAGCUGAUGAAUAAGAAGAACUGCAGUGACAGGACUCAGACUGGCCAGUGACUCUUUUGGGGAUGAUGGGGACAGAAGCUUUUCCAUUCCAGAGCUCUCUGUUUUGUUUACAUAGAUCUCUCUUUUCUCUUUCCUCAUUCUGUCCAUCGCCGCUCUCCAUUCCCUUCACUUUUCCUUACAUCUUUAUUUGUCAUUCAGCCCCCACCUCGAUUUCCUCUGUCAGUCUCUCAGGCUACCCCCACUUUCACCCCCAUGAUGAGCCUCUCCUUAUAACUGGCUGCCAGGCCUGCCACUCAUAUCCUGGCUCACACUAAUUGGUCAGAAGGCACUGAGGUUGUUGCUGUGUCUGCAUUGCAGAGCUGCCUCUCCCUUCUGCUUCUCAAUGGGAGCAGGAAGAGGGUAGAGAGAGGA